Messenger RNA from Trichoderma asperellum CBS 433.97, 1360 nucleotides. Lineage: Eukaryota; Fungi; Ascomycota; Sordariomycetes; Hypocreales; Hypocreaceae. The record is from RefSeq and is a predicted model, not a curated record.
AUCAGAUUACAGUAGACGCAGGCACCAGGUGCGCCGAGCCCAGCGGUAUCACCGUCAGCGGACGUUGGACUAUAUCGAAGACCUUGAAACAGAAAUUAUUCGUUUAAGAGGGUUAUGUGAAAAUACGUGGAACGGAGACAGUAAAGAGCCAUGCUCGCAAAUUCCACCCAAUAAUGGCACUCCAAGCCUUGACAAUGUGAGUGUGAGCGUCCUUAUCGAGGCAUUUGACGGUCAGAUUGCACCUGGAGUAUGCGUGGCCAGUCACGCGGCGGGUGUAUCUCCCUACCAAUCACCACGCAUCUCUGAGCCAAGCGAUCGGCCCUGUGUAGCCACUCCGAUCCCCUUGAACCUAGAGUUCGUCGAUCCUUUGACCAGGAUGCUCCUUUAUAAUUUCUCUCAAAACAUAGCACCCACCCUUGUCGUCUUCGACGGACCAUCAAAUGGAUUCAGAUGUCAUAUACUGCCUCUUGCAUGGGAUAACGAGCUGGUUCGGCAUGCCCUAUUGGCUUUAUCAGCAAAUCACAUGCGAUUUAAGCGCCUCCAGCUUCUGCCGCUGGCAUUGGCCUUUCAAUCAAUGGCUAUUGAGCAGCUCUCCGCAAUUUCUAAGACGGAUAAUCCUGAUGGUGACAUGAGAGUAACGGUUUUGGCUACCAUCAUUCUCUUACUCAUCACUGAUAUGAUUAAUGGCGGACCCCAGUUCCAUCUUUUAUUCGGCAUGGUAACGUCGUGGAUAGAUGCAACAAACUGUGGCUUUGUUCCUCUUAUGCAUCGAACGCACCACUCAGACAUGGAAAUUUUCCUCCUUGGCCAAUUUGACAUGGUACGCCGCUAUGCAAAACCCUUGACAACCGAGCGAAUUGCCAUACGUGAGCAGGAUGGCUGUACUCCCCUUACCGUUCCUACCGGCACGCUCAGAGAUAAUUUGACUCGAAUUUUUAAGUCAAUAAGCGAGGCCAUCAAGUACGCCUGCUAUAUAUAUCAUUGUCAUAUCAUGAACGAUACACUCCCUCCUGAUCUCGAGGACCUCCUCAUUAAGUUAAAGGAUAAUACUCGACGCAUACCCCCAUAUGCCCCUGGUGAAAAUAGCUUGGCUUGGGUAUAUUUUAUUGCUGCUGCCGAGAGCUCUAUUCCUACCAAGCGUUUAUAUUUUACGAGACGGCUCAUGGGGCUCUUCGAGAGGGGCAGUUUUAGCAACCCAACGCCAGCCUUUGUCAUGCUGCACCAUAUUUGGAAUUGCCAUGACUCUGGGAGAAGCUGGACCAAGUAUCUUAGAGGCAAAAAUUCUUUUCCAAUCACGCUGUCCCCUACCUAAACCCCGUUUAGGGUGUUAAGUCGGAAUUCACCGGUUCGCACCAUCGCC